Messenger RNA from Corylus avellana, 1162 nucleotides. RefSeq names its product AGAMOUS-like 20 (gene AGL20). Gene Ontology annotation, biological process: positive regulation of transcription by RNA polymerase II. Gene Ontology annotation, molecular function: protein dimerization activity; RNA polymerase II transcription regulatory region sequence-specific DNA binding; DNA-binding transcription factor activity. The record is from RefSeq and is a predicted model, not a curated record. Gene Ontology annotation, cellular component: nucleus. NCBI's taxonomy places the organism in Eukaryota, Viridiplantae, Streptophyta, Magnoliopsida, Fagales, Betulaceae.
AAUCAGGAGACACCCACCUCUACUUUUUUUUUUUGUUUUUUUUUUUUUUUGGUUUUGGUUUUUUGUUUGUUCUCAAGAUUUUAUUUUUUUAGCCUUCUUCUUCCUCUCCACUUGGGUAAAGCUUCCUGGGUUUUUGCCGAUUUGAUUUGGUUCGUCUUCUUUCUUCGUCUGGAAUCUUCAUCCUUUGAUUUCUCAUCAAAGGUUUCUGGGUUCUACUUAUUUGUGAGCUUCAUUUUCUUCUCCAAGAUGGUUAGAGGGAAAACUCAGAUGAGGCGCAUAGAGAACGCCACAAGCAGACAGGUGACCUUCUCCAAGCGGCGAAAUGGGCUGCUAAAAAAAGCCUUUGAGCUAUCAGUUCUUUGUGAUGCCGAGGUUGCACUCAUAAUCUUCUCUCCGAGGGGCAAGCUCUAUGAAUUUGCGAGUUCCAGCAUGCAGGAGACCAUAGAUCGGUACCGAAGGCAUACAAAAGACACUCAGAGCAACAACAAAUCGGUUGAGCAAAACAUGCAGCAUUUGAAGCAUGAAGCAGCAAACAUGAUGAAGAAGAUUGAGCUUCUUGAAGUUUCAAAACGGAGACUCUUGGGAGAAGGUUUGGGAUCAUGCUCCAUCGAAGAACUACAAGAGAUAGAACAACAGUUAGAGGGGAGCGUCAGCAAAAUUAGAGCAAGAAAGACUCAGGUUUUCAAGGAACAAAUUGAGCAGUUAAAAGAAAAGGAGAAAGCCCUAGAAGCUGAAAACACAAGGCUUUGUGAGAAGUUUGGUGUCCAGCCGCAGCAAGGAUUGAAUGAGCAGAGAGAAAUUUUACCUUACGAAGAAAGUAGUCCAAGUUCAGAAGUGGAGACUGAAUUGUUCAUUGGACUGCCAGAAACAAGAGCAAAGCGCUUUCCCUCAAGAAAUUGAUGGUGUUCUUAAUUUAUGCAAGGUCUUCCAAGAAAAUAAUAUAUUAUUAUCAUAGUCAGACAGACUAUUUCCAAUAAUCUGUAUUAAAUUGUUGAACAACUGAAAUAUUAUUGCAGUCCCUCAAGGCACAAGCAAUUAUAUACUGGUUACUGUAAGAGUUUGAUAUUUCGUGUGCUGGAAGUAACAGCUCUUAUUGUGAUCAACUUUUUACUAUCAGGAUAUUGUAUUAUGGUGUAUAUUUCAUUUUAUUACAAUUGUCCAA